AUGAAGUACGCUGCCGCCCUUGUCCUCGCCGCCGUCGGCGCCAACGCCGCCUCGUCGCUUAUCCCUUCGGGCAUCUCGUCGGGCUGCUCGACCUUCCUGACCACCCUCGACACCAACUCGACUCUCCAGUCGUGCAUCAACCCCCUGAUCACUGCCACCUCGGCGUUCUCGCCCACCGCGAGCACCGCUGCCACCUCGGCCCAGGUCGACGCUGCCCUCAAGACCCUCUGUGUCUCGUCGUCGGGAUGUGACGACGCCACUGUCCGCACUUGGCUCAACAACUUCUGGGGUGCGUGCACCACCGAGCUGCAGGCCGGCAACUCCAAGGUUCUCGAGCUCUACGACGUCCUUUACGUCUUCUCGCCCCUCCAGUCGGCCAUCUGCUCCAAGGACUCGGGUACCGGCGCCUACUGUGUCAAGGAGAUUGCCUCCAACACCACCACCUCGUCGUCGUCUUCGAACAAGGCCGUUUCCAACUCGACCAGCCUCGUUGCCCAGACCUCGGACCUGACCGCCGCCAUCUCGGUCGCCAGCAGCUACCUCUCGCAGUACGUCACCUCGCUCAAGCGUCGUGUCGGCUUUGAGCGUGCCGCCACCUCCGACCUCGCCACGAUCAUCACCCCCAACGCCACCACCUACCAGUCGACCAACCUCCCCUUCCUCUUCCUCCAGCCCUCGAUGGCCUCGUCCGCCCUCUGCACUCCUUGCACCCGUGAGAUCUUCGUCUCGUACAUCAAGUGGGAGUACAAGGCCCCUUACGGCCCCGGUCUCUCGUCGUCGCCCAUCCUCGGCGGCCAGUCUGACCUUUGGUCCGCCAUUGGCUCGACCUGUGGUUCGUCGUUUGUCUCGGCCAUCAACGCCGAGGCCGGUGUCUCCACCGCCACCGCUUCGGGCGCUGGUCGCCAGGCCCUCCCCGCCUUUGGCGCCAUUGUCGCCGGUGCCGUCGCCUUUAUCAUGGUCGCUUAA
Molecule: messenger RNA, 966 nt
Organism: Apiotrichum porosum
Lineage: Eukaryota; Fungi; Basidiomycota; Tremellomycetes; Trichosporonales; Trichosporonaceae
Exons: 2
Coding region: 1-966 (321 amino acids)
Source: RefSeq, a predicted model, not a curated record